Messenger RNA from Linum tenue, 997 nucleotides. Lineage: Eukaryota; Viridiplantae; Streptophyta; Magnoliopsida; Malpighiales; Linaceae. The record is from the annotation of a GenBank genome assembly.
AUGCUCCCCAACAGAUCGCCUGAUCAACUCAAGAGUGUUCGAGUUGUCAUGGUGAAUGAGAAAACGAGGAUGAGGGUUUCGCUGAGGUACCCAAGCAUUUACUCUAUCCGAGCGUACUUGAACGACGGGUCUGGGUGUUCUGGGCCAGAAGUAAAGCACAUUCCCAUGCUGGACGAGAAAUGUAUAAUCGGAGCGGAAGUUGCAGGGGAGGCUCUUUAUCGACGAAUUCUACCUGACGAGGUAGCGAAGAAAAAAUGGGACUGGAAUUUCUGGGCAGUUCCUUCUGUUGCAUCCCAGAACUUCUCGAAUCUCCGCCUAAAUGGUUCCCCAUCUACAAAAUACGAUGGUGGUAAGGCUUUACUCUUGUCGGAGCUCAAGACUACCGGGAUAGUCAACUGGGGUCAACGCCGGAAAGUUAGGUUCAUGGGCAGGCAUGUGGAGGAUAAGGAAGAACCAUCUGAUUCGAUAGGGGGAGAUGAUAAGGAAGACGGAAGUGAGGAGGAAGAAGAACAGAGUGAUCCGGCGAUUAGUAAAGAGGAAUGUGAGGAAGAAGAAGAAGAAAUAGAGCAGGUCAUUGUGAAGGCUAAGUCGAGAGAAUGCAGGGAGAAUCUCAAAAGAAAGAAGAAUCAGUUACCGUCUUCUACAAUCCAGCUGAGGAAGCGGGCAAAACAGGGAAAGAAUAAGAGUCAGAUUGUUGUUUAUAGGCAGACGAAGAAGAAGGUGGUGAAAAAUACAAUUGACAGAUGGUCUGCUGAAAGGUAUCAACUAGCUGAGGUGAACAUGUUGAAGAUAAUGAAAGAGGAGAAGGCAGGGUUUGGCAACCGAAUGUUAAGGCCAGUAUUGAGAGCAAAAGCUAGGAGGCUGAUUGGAGAUACUGGUCUGUUGGAUCAUCUGCUGAAGCAUAUGGCAGGGAAGGUGGAGCCAGGCGGUGAAGAAAGGUUCAGGAGGCCAAUCUGCUAGACUUAAGGAGGGAGGCUGGAGUGCAAGAUCCAUACUG